Molecule: messenger RNA, 5037 nt
Organism: Toxotes jaculatrix (banded archerfish)
Lineage: Eukaryota; Metazoa; Chordata; Actinopteri; Toxotidae
Gene: cdh1
Product: cadherin 1, type 1, E-cadherin (epithelial)
Exons: 18
Coding region: 151-2955 (934 amino acids)
Biological process (GO): calcium-dependent cell-cell adhesion; multicellular organism development; cell-cell junction assembly
Cellular component (GO): adherens junction; plasma membrane; catenin complex
Molecular function (GO): calcium ion binding; cadherin binding
Source: RefSeq, a predicted model, not a curated record
UCCAGCUGAACUCACUCAGUUACUGAAACUACCGUCGGGACACAAGACAAAGGAGCUUCGACGAGAAGUCGCAAAGGAAUAUAUUUCUACUUAGUUUGACUAUUUUUGACUUUCAUUGAGAGGAAUAUUGAAGAAAAGACACACAGACAGAUGGGGACCUCUCGGUUCGCCGUUUUGGGCAUUUUAAUGUUCGUUUUUCAGGCCUCAGCUUUAGUUACUGCUGAGGAGCCAACAUGUGCACCUGGAUUCGAGUCAGAAAUGUUGAUUUUCAAAGUGACCAGAAAGCAUCUGAGGCAGGGCACAAGACUGGGUAAAGUGGGCUUCACUGACUGCACAGACCGCACAAGAUUCCUUUUCAGCAGUGAUGACAGCCGUUUCAUGGUACAGACAGAUGGCAUGUUGACGGUAAAGAGACAGAUAGUUCUUCAUGAAGGACAUCGGGACUUCUUCAUCCACUCCUGGGAUUCACAAGGUCGCAAAAUGACUGUUCCAGUCAGGGUAUUGCACCAUGGGCAUCAGCAUGGGCAUCAGCACGGGCAUCAGCACGGGCAUCAGCACGGGCAUCAGCACGGGCAUCAGCACGGGGACCACCACGGGGACCACCACGGGGACCACCACGGGGACCACCACGGGGACCACCACGGGGACCACAGACACCAUAACCAUCAGCACCACCAUACUGAAGUGGACUCUGCUAAUAACACAGAGACUGCAACCAAUCCACCAGUACCUGUUCUGCAUUUCCCCAAGUCUGCUGAUGGGCUGAGGAGAAGGAAGAGAGACUGGGUCAUUCCUCCCAUCAAUGUUCCUGAGAAUAACAGAGGACCGUUUCCGAGUAAUGUAGUUCAAAUCCGUUCCAGUGAAGAUAAAAUAAAGAAGAUCUAUUACAGCAUCACUGGUCCAGGAGCUGAUCAGGAUCCUGUUGGCCUUUUCACCAUGGACAGAAACACUGGUAUUCUCUAUGUCACACAACCUCUGGACAGAGAGAAGGUGGCCAAGUACAUGCUACAAGCGCAUGCUGUGGCAGAUGGUUCAGGAAAUGCUGAGGAUCCUAUGGAUAUUAUAGUGAAUGUAAUUGACCAGAACGACAACAAGCCUGUAUUCACUCAAGAUACCUUCCUGGGAACCGUUCCUGAGGCGUCAGCCAAAGAUUUUGAGGUGAUUACGGUCACAGCCACCGAUGCUGACGAGCCAAAUAAUGACAACUCAGAUAUCCGCUACCGUAUUAUAAGCCAGGAGCCGCAGCUGCCCAGUAACAACCUGUUUGAAAUCAACCCAGUGACUGGAGCCAUCAGAGUCAGUGCUGGUGGGCUUGACAGAGAGAAAUACCCAAAGUACACUCUGGUUGUACGGGCAGCAGACACACAGGGAGAAGGGUUGUCCGCAGAGGCCAAAGUAAUCCUCACUGUAACAGAUAGCAAUGACAACGCCCCGGUCUUCACUCAAUCCUCUUAUGAGGCAACAGUAGAGGAAAAUAAAGUGGGCGUGCUGGUCGCUACGUUGUCAGUAACCGACGGCGAUGAGCCACAUUCCACAUCCUGGAACGCCAAGUUCAAGAUUGUUGAUGGUGAUCCUGGAGGACUGUUCAACGUGACAACAGGAAGUAACAAACAAGAGGGACUCGUUACUACUGUCAAGGGUCUCGACUUUGAAAGGAGCACCACGCACACUCUGCUGGUUGCAGUGGAGAAUGAGGUUCCUUUUGCUACUCCGCUGCCCACUGCCACCGCUACGGUGGUGGUGCGUGUGCAGGAUGUCAAUGAAGCUCCAAUCUUUGAUCCAAUACAGAAGAUUGUUUCAAAACCGGAGAACCUUGCCGUGGACAGUGACGUGGUCCAGUACACUGCUUCUGACCCAGACACUGCACGCAAACAGACAGUCCAGUACAGGAUAAUUAGCGACCCAGCUGGCUGGCUGCAGGUGAAGGAGAAGGGCCUGAUUAAGUUGAGAAGCAGCAUGGACAGGGAGUCCCAUUUCGUGAAGGACGACAGAUACACAGCACUCAUUGGUGCAGUUGACAGUGAUGAGAUCCCAGCCACAGGAACUGGUACUCUAAUCAUUCAACUUGAAGACGUCAAUGACAAUGCACCCGUCAUCGUGGACCGUGUAAUCUCGGUGUGUAACAAGGAACCAGCUCCUCAGGUGCUUUCAGUAACCGAUAAAGAUGGACCAGGCUUUGGUGCUCCAUACAGCGUCACUUUACACGGCGAUUCGAAGACCAACUGGACCGCUGCGAUGAAUGGGACCAAAAACGGCAUCAUCCUAAAUUUAGCCACUCAGCUGCCCAGUGGAGAGUACACUGUGGUCCUGAGAGUUGCAGACACCGGGGGAGAGUCGCAGGAUAGCACCGUCCUGGCCAAAGUGUGUGACUGCACCGGGAGCGAAGUGGUGUGCAAAGGGCGUGUUGCAGGUGGCACUGACCUGCCUGUAAUCUUGGGAAUACUGGGAGGCAUCCUGCUGCUGCUCAUGCUGGUGCUGCUGCUGCUGCUGUUUGCGAGACGGAGAGGAGGAGAAAAGAAGGAGCCUCUCCUGCAGGACAACGACAUCAGAGACAACAUCUAUUACUAUGACGAAGAGGGAGGCGGAGAGGACGAUCAGGAUUAUGACCUGAGCGUUCUCCACCGCGGCCUGGACAACCGGCCUGAGGUAUUUAGGAACGACGUGGUGCCAAACUUCAUGCCAGCUCCUCAGUACCGACCUCGCCCUGCCAACCCAGAUGAAAUCGGCAACUUCAUCGAUGACAACCUGAAGGCAGCUGACAACGACCCGACAGCGCCCCCCUACGACUCCCUGCUGGUGUUCGACUAUGAGGGCGGCGGCUCCGACGCAGGAAGCCUCUCCUCUCUGAACUCGUCGAGCAGUGGAGACCAGGACUACAACUGCCUCAGCGAGUGGGGACCACGCUUCAAGAAACUGGCCGACAUGUACGGUGGAGGAGAGGAUGAUAUGCUGUAAACAUACCAAAAAAAAACAAAAAAACAACAAACAGUAUGUAUAAGUAUAUGGUGGAUGCACAUAUGGCUGUGUGAAUGACAGACAGAUGUAAGCAUGAACUGAUAAAUGAAUGCAUCCCUGGGAAACUGCUCUCAGCCAUACAUCAGCAGGCUCACAGAUGUUGAUUUUCCUCACGUGUGGAUGUGGUUUACCUUUCAGUGCAGUCCCGUUAGCAGUUAACAGCCACACUGCUGUUUGGCUUCUGAGCUAAAGAUUAAAUGUGCUUUGUGUUUAUUUUCUCUUCACUGAGUUCUGGAGUCACAUCCUCAGUGUCAAUGUUGAUUUAUGGAUUUUGAUAUUUUAGCCUGCCUUUUAGCUUACUGGGUGACACUGGACACAGCUGAAGUUGCACUGGUAACGUUUGUAUAAUUUUGGCAAUGUAAGGUACUUGAUGUUUUUUUUCUGUUUUUCUGUGUGGAAUACUACAGUUACAUUUCAUUGUUCUGUAUUUCUGUUUGAGUAAUGAAAUUAGAAAUGAUCCAGGCGAAAUUCAGGUAGCCAGCCUAUGCAGCACUGCCCUCUGUGGGUGUGGUAAAUGAGUUAUCAAUAAAUGCCUUUUAAAAAUCAUUGAUAAAUAUGUGCUCCAUUUACAUCUUUUUUUUUUUUUUUUUUUUUACAUUGCAAUGUCAAAACACUUUUUGCAGUCAGCCCCAAAUACACACUGCUGAUUCUGAAUUUUUAUAAAGUUAUCUUAAUACAAUGAUGGAUUUGUGAAUGGUCUUUUAUUUCAUCAGAAAUGAGUCUUUCACUGUAGGUACAUCAGACAUCCAGAAUUAAAGCAACAGUAGUGACAAUGGGAGAGAGAGUGUUCUAUAAUAAUCUCAGUAUGAACUUUGAGCUAUGCUCCAAAACCCAGCUGUGUCUUGUCACUUUCCACUUCAGGCUAACAGGGCACCCAAAAAGCUACAACUCCAGUUCCCCCUGUAACUUAGAUACCGAAACACACUGCCUUCACCAAAUGAAAGAUGGCUAUCAAGGCUUAUGUCACCUUUAUGUGGAAGUCAGAUUGGUCGCUUACUCCUGAGUGGCAAACAACGCAUCUGUCAUCAUACAUUCACAUGUGGAAAAACACUCGUAACAUUGCCAAAAUGAUAAAGAGCUGAGAACUGAUUGAGAAACAGUUCAUGCAGAUGUUUUCAUGCUGACAGGGACUUCAUAGGAGAGAGAGAGGUAAUGUGAAGCAGUACUUUCUGAAGGCCUGUGUAAUGUCGGGUUUGCAAAUAGUUUUAUGAAUAUAACCUGCAAUAAAAUUCAAAUAUUUUUGCAAAUGUGUCGUGAAAAAAACUGACUACUAUAUGGAGUCCAUGUGGUUUGAUGUUAUUUAGAUUUUAGCGAUAACAAAUUAGGAAGCUUUGUACUAAAUAGUUAUAUACUCUGGGUAUAAGCAGGCAGCAGAAAAUGGUCAAUCCUCCCUGUCAUAAACUGUCAAGGUGCGUGAAACUCUUUUGCAGGGAUGAACACCUGAAUCUCCCACAGGUGUUCAGCUGGGUUGAACUUUCAGUGAGACCUGUGAUUGGCUUUGGAAGCAUCUGUUUCUACACUCAAUUAUUUGGAUAUUUCCUUUAAUUUGUCACCAAUCUGUCCACUAUCGAUUCAUGUGUUCCUAUAGCUCUCAGUAUUAAUGACUCCAUGAGCAUCCGUAAUGAUAAAAUUCAACCUAUCAGAGACAACCUGCGGCAGAGUCCUCCAACCAGCAUCGAUUUAUCUUUUGUUUCCGCUGAGAUCUUUCAACCUGUUGUCGCCUCGCUCAAUGUCAGACCCAUCUGCUGUCGUCUGCUGCCUCUUCAUGUCAGCCUCAGAGCAGCAGGUGACCACAGCGCUGCAGCUCUUCAUACUUAUUCAGCCUGUGCUUUCAGCUUUAAUGUCAGCAAUUUACAAUAAAUCUGACAAAGUUGAUUCGCGUACUUAAAUUUUUUCCUGAUCUUAUGUGAUUUUUAUCGACUGCUCUUUUGCUGGUGACGCUGUGAUUGGAUUUAUUUGUAUUUGUAGUGAUGUGGGUUUAGAAAGGUGUUCCAUGAAUAAAGAUUAUUGUUUUUUAUAUGA